This is a messenger RNA of Varanus komodoensis (Komodo dragon), 4882 nucleotides long. RefSeq names its product catenin delta 2 (gene CTNND2). The record is from RefSeq and is a predicted model, not a curated record. Gene Ontology annotation, biological process: cell-cell junction assembly; dendritic spine morphogenesis; cell-cell adhesion. Gene Ontology annotation, molecular function: cadherin binding. Gene Ontology annotation, cellular component: plasma membrane; adherens junction; postsynaptic density. NCBI's taxonomy places the organism in Eukaryota, Metazoa, Chordata, Lepidosauria, Squamata, Varanidae. Bases 1 to 3882 code for a protein of 1293 amino acids. The transcript has 22 exons.
AUGCCUGUGCCGGACCAGCCUUCGUCCUCUGACAAGACAAGUUCCCUUAGCCCCGUACUGAAUACCUCCAACGGAGAUGGAUCUGAGACGGAGACCACCUCGGCCAUUCUGGCAUCGGUCAAGGAACAAGAAUUACAGUUUGAAAGACUUACCCGAGAACUUGAGGCUGAGCGCCAGAUUGUAGCCAGCCAGCUGGAGAGAUGUAAACUUGCAUCUGAGACUGGAAGCAUGAACAGCAUUAGUUCAACUGAAGAACAGUUUCAUUGGCAAACACAAGAUGGCCAGAAGGAUAUAGAAGAUGAGCUUACGACUGGUCUUGAACUUGUGGACUCAUGUAUUAGAUCGCUGCAAGAAUCGGGAAUCCUUGAUCCGCAGGACUAUUCAACAAGUGAAAGGCCCAACCUUCUGUCCCAGAGCGCACUUCAGCUCAACUCCAAGCCCGAAGGGUCCUUCCAGUACUCCUCCAGCUACCACAGCAACCAGACUCUCGCCCUCGGUGAAACAGCGACCUCGCAGCUGCCCCCACGUGGCAACCAAGCUCGAGCUUCUCUGCAGAACUACGGACAGGGCACCGCCGGCCGGACAGCCCACCUCGCCGGCCCGGAGCCGCCGCCGCCGCCCGCGCCGUCGCAGCCGCUGCCGCGGGAGUCCUUCGCGCCGAGCCAUGGGAGCGCCUUCCACUUGCCGGACUCCUCGUCGUCGUCGUCCGCGCAGCCGCCGCCGCCGCAGCCGCCGCAGCAGCAGCACUCGCCGGCCCUCUACUACUCGAGCUCCACGCUGCCGGCGCAGAGAGUGAGCUCGCCCUUGUCCAUGCAGCAGGUGGGCUCCCCGACCAAGCUGCAGCGCGCGGGCUCGGCCUCCGAGAGCAGCGCCGCCGGCGGCUACGGCGCGGCGCAGCGCCUCUCCUCCCCCAAGCAGUCGCCCAGCCGCCUCGCCAAGUCCUACAGCACCAGCUCGCCCAUCAACAUCGUCGUCUCCUCGGCCGGGCUCUCGCCCUCGCCGAUCCGGGUCACGUCGCCGCCCACCGUCCAGUCCACCCUCUCCUCCUCGCCCAUCCACCAGCUCAGCUCCACCAUCGGCACCUACGCCACCCUCUCGCCCACCAAGCGGCUGGUCCACCCGCCCGAGCAGUACAGCAAGCACUCCCAGGAGCUCUAUGCCACGGCCACGCUGCAGCGACCGGGCAGCCUAGCAGCUGGAUCCCGGGCUUCCUAUAGCAGCCAACAUAGCCACCUGGGCUCUGAGUUAAGGGCACUGCAGUCUCCGGAGCACCAUAUAGAUCCUAUUUACGAAGACAGAGUUUAUCAGAAGCCCCCUAUGAGGAGUCUCAGCCAGAGCCAGGGGGACCCUCUUCAACCAGCACAUACAGGCACCUACCGCACUAGCACAGACCUGGUUAACCAUUUCUGUGAACAGGUCCUCAAUUUUUUACUUUGUCCCUACUUUCCUGUCGUAGCCCCAUCUUCCCCUGGUGUCGACUCCGUACCCUUACAGCGCACAGGCAGUCAGCACGGCACACAGAACGCAACAGCGACCUUCCAGAGGGCCAGCUAUGCAGCAGGCCCGGCCUCCAAUUACACAGAUCCCUACCGACAGCUGCAGUAUUGUCCUUCCGUUGAGUCGCCGUACAGCAAAUCUGGACCAGCCAUCCCACCUGAGGGAACCUUGGCUAGGUCCCCUUCAAUUGAUAGCAUUCAGAAAGAUCCCAGAGAGUUUGGAUGGAGAGAUCCAGAACUUCCAGAGGUCAUUCAGAUGUUACAGCACCAGUUCCCCUCAGUACAAUCCAACGCUGCUGCUUACUUACAGCAUCUCUGCUUUGGUGACAAUAAAAUAAAAGCUGAGAUAAGAAGGCAAGGUGGAAUACAGUUACUGGUGGAUUUGUUGGAUCAUCGGAUGACAGAGGUCCACCGUAGUGCCUGUGGAGCUCUGAGGAACUUGGUGUACGGGAAGGCCAACGAUGACAACAAAAUUGCUCUGAAAAACUGUGGGGGUAUCCCAGCUUUAGUACGAUUGCUCCGCAAGGCUACAGAUCUGGAAAUCAGAGAACUAGUCACAGGUGUUCUCUGGAACCUGUCCUCUUGUGAUGCACUAAAAAUGCCAAUUAUCCAGGAUGCCCUUGCAGUAUUGACCAAUGCAGUCAUCAUUCCUCAUUCGGGAUGGGAAAACUCCCCACUCCAGGAUGACCACAAAAUUCAGCUUCAUUCAUCGCAGGUGCUGCGCAAUGCCACUGGGUGCCUAAGGAAUGUCAGCUCGGCUGGAGAAGAAGCCCGCAGAAGAAUGAGAGAGUGUGAUGGACUUACUGAUGCAUUGCUGUAUGUGAUUCAGUCUGCUCUAGGAAGCAGUGAAAUUGAUAGCAAGACCGUUGAAAACUGUGUGUGCAUUUUAAGGAACCUCUCAUACAGACUCGCUGCAGAAACGUCUCAGGGACAGCAGAUGGGGACGGACGAACUAGAUGGCUUACUCUGUGGUGAUGCCAAUGGAAAGGACGCGGAAAGUUCAGGAUGCUGGGGCAAGAAGAAGAAGAAGAAGAAAUCUCAAGAUCAGUGGGAUGGAGUAGGUCCCCUCCCCGACUGUGCAGAACCACCAAAAGGAAUCCAGAUGCUGUGGCAUCCAUCCAUAGUCAAACCCUACCUCACGCUUCUCUCUGAGUGCUCGAACCCAGAUACGCUGGAAGGGGCAGCAGGUGCCCUGCAGAAUCUGGCCGCAGGUAGCUGGAAGUGGUCAGUAUAUAUCCGCGCUGCUGUACGGAAAGAGAAAGGCCUGCCGAUACUAGUGGAACUCCUUCGAAUAGACAACGACCGGGUAGUAUGUGCGGUUGCAACAGCUUUACGGAACAUGGCCUUAGACGUCCGAAAUAAAGAACUAAUAGGCAAGUAUGCCAUGCGAGACCUGGUUCACCGGCUUCCGGGAGGUAACAACAACAGUUCAGCGAGCAAGACCAUGUCCGACGAUACCGUCACUGCCGUUUGUUGCACCUUACACGAAGUCAUAACAAAAAAUAUGGAGAAUGCCAAGGCCUUACGAGACGCAGGAGGAAUCGAGAAGCUUGUUGGCAUUUCCAAGAGUAAAGGAGACAAGCACUCACCAAAAGUAGUGAAGGCAGCAUCUCAGGUCUUAAAUAGCAUGUGGCAGUACAGAGACCUGAGGAGUCUCUACAAGAAGCGGGUGGCCCCAGACUUCAGAGUGGCUGAGGACAGAGGAUUUUCACCUACCCAUCAUUCUGAGUCAUGGCACGCUCACCAUGCCCUCUCCCAGAACCAAGAAACCAGAAUCUAUUCCCAAACCCAGGAUGGAUGGUCACAGUACCACUUCGUAGCCUCAUCUUCAACAAUAGAGAGGGAUCGGCAAAGGCCGUACUCUUCAUCACGCACGCCUUCCAUCUCGCCAGUGCGCAUGUCCCCCAACAAUCGCUCAGCAAGUGCCCCAGCCUCACCUCGGGAAAUGAUCAGUUUAAAAGAAAGGAAAACCGACUACGAAUCAACUGGAACAAAUGCUACUUACCAUGGAAGUAAAGGAGAGCACACUUCUAGGAAAGACACAAUGACAGCUCAGAACACUGGAAUCUCUACUUUGUACAGAAAUUCUUAUGGCGCACCUGCUGAAGAUAUUAAACAUAACCAGGUUUCAGCACAGCCAGUCCCACAGGAGCCCACGAGAAAGGAUUACGAACCAUAUCAGCCAUUCCAGAAUUCAACGAGAAACUAUGACGAGUCCUUCUUUGAGGACCAAGUGCAUCAUCGCCCACCUGCAAGUGAGUACACCAUGCAUCUGGGACUCAAGUCCACCGGCAACUACGUCGACUUCUAUUCAGCUGCCCGGCCCUACAGUGAACUCAAUUAUGAAACAAGUCACUAUCCAGCGUCUCCGGAUUCCUGGGUUUGAGAUUUGGGCAAGCAAAAAAAGCUCCAGGAACUGUGCAUGUGCAUGCCUACCACGAGACAUACUUUUCCUGCAAAUUUAGUUUGUUAAAGCCUGUUCCGUAGGAAGGCCCUGAUAAUCAGUGUGGAAAAUUCAGACGGCUAAAAGAAUUGGAAGUUAAGCACCGGAGUGUCAUUGGCAAGGAGGGAAUGUAUAUCUGUUUCUGUAUCUAUAUAAUCCUGUCUCUCUCUAUAUAUAUAUAGAUAUAGAAAGAUAUUGUGUUGGGGGGACGACUGUACAGUUGUCCUUGUAUGCAGAGUUGAAAAACAAGUCACGCUGUGCACUGAAUGUGGCUGAAGGCGAAGGGGAAGGCUCAGAAGCAGAAGUGGGUCCAGAGUUAAGCACAAGCAAAUGAACCGUUUACACACCGUAUGGGGGACAGCUUCUCACACUUUGUUUCUUCUCCUCAUCCAUUGUGAAUCUAGGCUUCAAGUUGCAUUUGGGGUUUCCUCUGUACAGCAAGAUGUUUCUUGCCUUUUGUUAAUGCAUUGUUGUAAAGUAUUUGAUGUACAUUACAGAUUUAAAAGAGAGAGCAAGAGAAGGAGAGGUGCAUUGGGUAUAUUACACCAAUGCCACAGUGUUUCUUCAUCCAUGGUUCUAAAUAUUGCUUCAAUUUCAAAACUUUGAAAUAUGUAUGACUUUCCAGGGGCAGGGAGGGGCCGUUUUUUCUUUCUUUUUCUUUUCCUUUUCUUUUCCCCAGUGCGUUUUAACAAGAGAAAACAAAACGGAAUAUUUAGCAGUAUUGUUCGUUCUGAUAUGUGAAUUUGUUUGUGGCAACUAAAAAAAAAGGCAUUCAGCAAUUUCUGACAAUUAACAUUCAUCAUUCCACACUCCUUGUCAACGAAGUGCUUUUUCACUGCCUAAAAUUUUAGAUGUAGAUAUUUGAAAUAGAUUUUUUUCAUUUAUACCAGUUUCUUUAUGAUGAUACAGUGUUAAAAGAAAAUAAAUUACAAUUGAUCUGUCA